CAGCGUCAUCACAGCCGCCAACAUCACACAGCGACAGUUAAAGAAAAGCUUCCAUUCUCCACCGCUGCUUCCAGUUCCGGCCGCCGGCAACCAGUUCCGGCCGCUGCUUUCAGUUCCGACCAUCGUUUCCCAUUUCCGGCUUCCAGUUCCGGCUCCCGAGCAGUUUCUCACACAGUCAGUCCUGCAGGGAGAUAACAAUGGCGAACGCCAUAACCGAAACGGUUCAGAGAUUCACCGCAGAAACGCUGAAAGCAGCAAGCAAGCAAUCCGAAGGAUGCUAUGUCGUUCCUCUUCGUCUCCGACGAGCCAUCAAAAAGUAUAUCAGAGACCAAGAAGACCAGCACAUGAAGAGGAAAGUGUCGAGAUUAUCAGAAUCUUUCAAUGCUAUUAAAGACGUUAAUUUGCAGUUAACAGCAUCUACUGCCAGAGAGCUAAUUGAAGAUCCUCUUAAAUAUGUUGGGUCCUCGAAAAGAUGGAAAAUUACGAGCAAUUAUGGUGACAUUGGUUUUAAGUACAGAGAUGACCAAACAAUUGCUUAUGUUGCUUCUCGGAUGCCUGCGGUUUUCUCUGCUUGCCAUAGAGUCCUCACUGAGGUCAAAAGAAGGCUACCUGAGUUUACACCAACUAAAGUGUUGGAUUUUGGGGCUGGUACUGGCUCUGCCUUUUGGGCUUUGCGUGAAGUAUGGCCAAAUUCUGUGAAAGUAGUUAAUUUGAUCGAGCCAUCCCAGUCCAUGCAACGUGCAGGUCAAAGCCUUAUAAAAGAUUUGAAGAAUUUGCCACACAUACAGAGUUACGGUAGCCUUCAGGCACUAAAUCAAACUUUUAGCAAGCCUGAUAGAAAGGACGCUAGAAAGCAUGACCUUGUCAUCGCCUCUUAUGUACUUGGAGAAAUACCAUCAUUCAAGGACCGAAUAACCAUUGUCCGUCAGCUGUGGGAUCUUACACAAGAUGUUUUGAUUUUAAUGGAACCUGGAACGCCACAUGGAUCAGAUAUCAUAUCUCAAGUACGGUCUCACAUUCUAUGGAUGGAGAAAAGAAAAAGCCGCAAAUUAGAAAAGGCAUCUGAUCAAACCUCGAAGGAUUUGAUGACGCAAAAAUGUGGUGCACAUAUAGUAGCGCCAUGUCCUCAUGAUGGAGCCUGUCCAUUGGACAAUAGUGGUAAAUAUUGUCAUUUUGUUCAGAGAUUGCAGAGGACUACAUCACAGCUUGCAUACAAGCAAUCCAAUGGUAUACCACUACGUGGCUUUGAAGAUGAGAAAUUUUCUUAUGUUGUGUUCAGACGAGGCCCUCGACCCAGUGAAACGUGGCCCCUAGAUGGUAUGAAAUUUGAUACGCUUAAAGAGCAACGGGCUAAAAUGACACCAGAGGAUUUUGAGAGUGACUAUGAUGACCAAACUGAUUCAGAACCCGAGGAUAACGUCGAAGAGAAAAAGUUGGUCAAGUAUGAAUCCGAUAUCGACGAACCAUACGCCACGUCAGAAACUGAUUCCGAGGAAGAAACAUCACAAGAGACCACGCGUGCAGAUCUCGGAAGUGGUUGGGGAAGAAUCAUAUUCUCUCCAAUAAAAAGAGGCAAACGUGUCGAAAUGGACGUUUGUCGGGCAACAAAUCAAGACGGAACCGAGGGCCGUUUCGAGAGGGUCAUUGUUACUAAAAGCAAAAACCCGACACUCCAUCAUCAAGCCCGAAGAUCGCUUUGGGGUGAUCUUUGGCCGUUUUGAUAUGUAAAUAAAAUUAGUAAAAAAUAAAAUAAAACUUAACAUGAAAAGCCUAGUUCACCAUUGAUUAUUGACCGUUGACCGCAUGUGACUUACCGCAGUUGUAUCUUUCCCAAAAGUAUGUUAAUUUACAAGCUGUGAAGCCAGAGGUCCAGAAUGAGUCCUUUAAUGUAUUAAAUAGUACAUGAACUUCUGAUAAUGGGACUAAAAAGGAUUUUUGACCCUUUUUAUUUAACGGUGCAUAGUCAUUGUGACCUAUGGGGGUCAGUUUUGAGGGUCAGUAUUCAAUGAUGUGAUGAAUGCAGCAGUAAUAAUUGAUAGUGGACUGUUUAUAUAGGUACUCUUUGUUUACUUUUUAGCAAAACAAGAUUCUUACACA
Messenger RNA from Helianthus annuus (common sunflower), 2097 nucleotides. Its product is annotated as methyltransferase-like protein 17, mitochondrial. The record is from RefSeq and is a predicted model, not a curated record. The coding region runs from base 198 to 1721 and encodes 507 amino acids. NCBI's taxonomy places the organism in Eukaryota, Viridiplantae, Streptophyta, Magnoliopsida, Asterales, Asteraceae. The transcript has 13 exons. Gene Ontology annotation, biological process: translation. Gene Ontology annotation, molecular function: methyltransferase activity; structural constituent of ribosome. Gene Ontology annotation, cellular component: mitochondrial small ribosomal subunit.